AUGCCGCCUCCGCCGCAUAUCAAGCCUGAGAAUGUCCUCAAGAGGGCCCAGGAACUCAUCGCCGUGGGCCAGUCCCCCGCCGCCCUCACCGUCCUGCACGAACAUGUCACCUCCAAGAGGACGCGUAGCAGCCCGAUCGCCUCCCUCGAGCCCGUGAUGCUGCUGUUCGUGGAGCUGUCGGUCGACCUGCGCAAGGGAAAGGCUGCCAAGGAUGGCCUCUACCAGUACAAGAACAUCGCCCAGAACACCAACGUGGGCACCAUCGAGAUCGUCUUGAAGAAGUUCAUCGAGCUCGCCGAGCAAAAAGUCACCGAGGCUCAGGCCAAGGCCGAUGAGAUCCAGUCGUCCCUCGAAUCCGCCGCGCCUUCCAGCAAUGUCGAGGAUCUCGAGGCUAUCGAAACCCCCGAGACCAUCCUGCUUGCGACUGUCUCUGGCGAGCAGUCUCGCGACCGUACCGACCGCGCCGUCGUCACUCCGUGGCUCAAAUUCCUGUGGGAGACCUACCGCACCGUCCUCGAGAUUCUGAAGAACAAUGCCCGCCUCGAGAUCAUGUAUCAGUCGACCGCCCUGCAGGCCUUCCAGUUCUGCCUUAAGUAUACCCGCAAGACCGAGUUCCGCCGUCUCUGUGAGCUUCUGCGGAACCACGUCCAGAAUGCCGCCAAGUACUCCUCCCAGAUGCAUGCCAUCAACCUGAGCGACCCGGAUACCCUGCAGCGCCACCUGGACACCCGCUUCCAGCAGCUGAAUGUGGCCGUGGAGUUGGAGCUGUGGCAGGAGGCCUUCCGCAGCAUUGAGGAUAUCCACACCCUGCUGAACCUGAGCAAGCGCCCUGCCAAGAAUGUCAUGAUGGCCAACUACUACGAGAAGCUGGCUCGCAUCUUCCUCGUCAGUGAGAACUACCUCUUCCACGCUGCUGCAUGGAACCGCUACUACAACCUGCUCCGCCUGUCGUCGGUCGCUCUGGCCUCCGGUCAGGGUACCAAGAAGGACAACCCUUCGGUGACGGAGACCGAAAUGACCAAGGCCGCCUCCUUUGUGCUCCUGUCCGCUCUUGCUAUCCCGGUCAUCAGCACCACCCGCUCGCGCGGCGCCCUGGUCGACGUUGAUGAGGCCCGCAAAAACAAGAACACUCGUCUCACGAACCUGCUGGGUAUGCUGCAGCCCCCGUCUCGGUCUGUGCUUUUCCGGGAUGCCCUGAACAAGGGCCUUCUCAAGCGUGUCCGCCCUGAGAUUCGGGAUCUGUACAACAUUCUGGAGGUCGACUUCCACCCGCUGUCGAUCUGCAAGAAGAUCACUCCCAUCCUCAAGGAAAUUGGUGCCGAUCCGGAGAUGGAGAAGUACGUCCUGCCGCUGCAGCAGGUCAUCCUCACUCGUCUGUUCCAGCAGCUCUCGCAGGUCUACGAGUCCGUUGAGCUCAAGUUUGUGUACGAGCUGGCCCAGUUCCCCGCCCCCUUCCAGAUCACCCCCGCCAUGAUCGAGAAGUUCAUCAUGAACGGUUGCAAGAAGGGCGAUCUCGCCAUCCGUGUGGAUCAUAUCUCCGGUGUCCUCACCUUUGACUCGGACGUCUUCUCCUCGUCCAAGGCCAUGCACGCCGGCAGCGCGGCUGGAUCGGCAGAGAAUGAGUUUGGCUCCGUGCAGCGUCUGCAGCACACCCCGGCCGAGAUUGCCCGCUUCCAGCUCGCCCGCCUCGCCAAGACUCUUCACGUUACAUGCAUGUACGUGGAUCCCUCUUAUAACGAGGCCCGUCUACAAGCCAAGCAGACCGCCCAGGCCCGCGCCCUGGCUGGCACUGCCCAGGAACACGAGGAGACCCUGGCUCGCCGUCUGGUCAUUGAGAAGAAGAAGGAGGCAGCCACCGAUGCUCUGCAGCGGAAACAGCGCGAGGAAGAGACCCGCAAGCGCAUCCGGACCCAACAGAUCCAGGAAGCGGAGAAGCAGCGGUUGCUCAACGAACACCGGGAUCGGGAGCAGAAGCGCAUCAAAGAUGAGCAAGACCGUAUCCGACAGGAAGAGCUCAAGAAGCAGCUUGAGGAGUUGAAGACUGGCGUGAAGGGCAUCGAUAUCAGCGAGAUUGACCUAGAUGAGCUGGAUGCUAACCGCCUGCGCGCCAUGAAGCUCGCUCAGCUGGAGAAGGAGAAGAACGAGCUCAACGACCGUAUCCGUACCACGGCCAAGCGCAUCGACCACUUGGAGCGUGCCUUCCGCCGCGAGGAGCUCAAGCACAUCCCCGAGGACUACGAGAAGCAGAAGCAGCAAGAUAUGGAGCUUUACGAGAAGGCUAAGGAGGAGACCUUGAAGGAGGCCAAGGAGAAGCACGCCGAGGCCGUUGCCCUGAAGCACCGUCUCGGCCGCCUUGUACCCCACUUCAGCAGCUUCCGCAAGGAGCUGUCGGAGAAACGCCACGAGGAGUUCGAGAAGCGUCGCAAGGCCGCCGAGCGCGAGUUCGAGGCCAAGAAGAAGCAGCGUGUCAAGGAGGUGCUGGAGCGUCGCCGUCGCGAGAAGCAGGAGCGCGAAGAGGAGGAGCGCCACCGCAAGGAGGAGGAAGAGCGCGCUCAGCGCGAGGAGGAGGAGCGGGUCGCCCGCGAGGAGGAGCGCCGUCGUGCUCUGGCCGAGGAGAAGGCCAAGCGCGAGGAAGAGAGAGCCAAACUCGACGAGACUGCUGCCCGACAAAAGCAACGCGAGGAAGAGGCCGAAGCCCGUCGUUCCCAGCGGAAGACUGGAUUUGGUGCAGCACCUGCCGAGCCUACUACCGAGCGUACCGCUCCUCGCUUGAACCUCGCCGGGCGGACCGGUGGUGCUGGAGGCUGGAGAGAGAAACAGGCCGCUAGGGAGGCAACCGGCGAGGCACCAUCCGUUUCCCCGCCUGCGCGCGAGGAAGCGCCUCGCCGAACUGGUGGAUACGUGCCGCCGCAUCUGCGCAAUGCGGGAGCCAGCUCUGGAUCCGCCCCGCCACCUCUCCGUGAGUCUUCGAACGGGCCGCCGUCUGAACGCUACGUGCCCCGCCGCAUGCGCGAUCCUGCCUCUGAACAGCCAUCGGCACCCCCUGCAGAGGAGCCCAAGGGAUCCUCUGGCAAGUGGGUUCCGCGGUGGAAGCAGCAGCAGAGCUAA
Molecule: messenger RNA, 3108 nt
Organism: Penicillium lagena
Lineage: Eukaryota; Fungi; Ascomycota; Eurotiomycetes; Eurotiales; Aspergillaceae
Gene: tif32
Product: putative eukaryotic translation initiation factor 3 subunit EifCa
Exons: 4
Coding region: 1-3108 (1035 amino acids)
Biological process (GO): formation of cytoplasmic translation initiation complex; translation reinitiation
Cellular component (GO): multi-eIF complex; eukaryotic translation initiation factor 3 complex, eIF3e; eukaryotic translation initiation factor 3 complex, eIF3m
Molecular function (GO): translation initiation factor activity; mRNA binding
Source: RefSeq, a predicted model, not a curated record